Triticum turgidum subsp. durum (durum wheat) is the source of this 468-nucleotide messenger RNA. NCBI's taxonomy places the organism in Eukaryota, Viridiplantae, Streptophyta, Magnoliopsida, Poales, Poaceae. The record is from the annotation of a GenBank genome assembly.
AUGGCGGCGACGGCUGCGGCGUACAGCUGCUCGGCGGCGGCGGCGGCGCUGCCGUUCCCGGGGAGCCCCUUCGCCCGUCGCUCGCCCCCGUCCCGCGUUCACCUCGCCUCCUCCAAUCCCAAGCUCGGGAAGCCCGUUCCCAGCAGCCUGAGAGCUUCAUAUCGUCGAAGGCGACCGCAUGUCCGCGCGUGCUCCAGCGAGGUUGAUCCGGACGCCUCGGCAGCGUCACCGGCAGAAGCUAGUUUUGAUAUAAAGCUUCCUAGAAGAAGCUUGCUUGUUCAGUUUACAUGUACUAAAUGUGAUGCAAGGACAGAGCGUUUGAUAAACAGGGUGGCCUAUGAAAGAGGAACCGUGUUUCUUCAGUGCGCUGGGUGCCAGGUGUAUCACAAGUUUGUUGACAAUCUUGGCCUAAUUGUCGAGUAUGACCUACGAGAAGAAAAUGGGGUGAACACUUGUGCUGAAGACUGA